Messenger RNA from Solanum dulcamara, 943 nucleotides. Its product is annotated as putative gamma-glutamylcyclotransferase At3g02910. Bases 110 to 706 code for a protein of 198 amino acids. The transcript has a single exon. The record is from RefSeq and is a predicted model, not a curated record. NCBI's taxonomy places the organism in Eukaryota, Viridiplantae, Streptophyta, Magnoliopsida, Solanales, Solanaceae. Gene Ontology annotation, molecular function: gamma-glutamylaminecyclotransferase activity.
UCCUCAAUUUCCUCUUCAUCUUCUUGUUCUUCUUCCUCUAUUUUUGUUUUUUCUCCUUUUUCCUCUUUUGGCUUUCGAUUUUUGCUAAUUCUCUGAACUUUUAGUAACAAUGGGGACUGAAGGUGCAGAGAAAGCCACCAUUAUUUUCACCUAUGGAACACUCAAAAGAGGAUUUUCAAAUCACGUUCUCUUACAAGACAUGAUAGCCGCCGGCGACGCUUCUUUUCUCGGCGUUUACCAAACCGUCGAUCGUCUCCCUCUUGUCUGUGGGCCCUACAGGGUUCCUUUCCUCCUCAAUUUCCCCGGCUCCGGCGAGCACGUGCGUGGCGAACUUUACGCCGUUUCCGCUCGUGGGUUGACCCGUAUGGACGAAUUAGAAGGAAUUACCCGGGCCCAUUACGAAAGGCUGCAAAUCAAAGUCCGACUCGAUGAAGAUUCGGUAACCACCGUUGAGGGGGAGGCGUAUUAUGCACACAGAAACUACGCGGAGGCGCUGUGGAAGAGGAAUGGAGAGAAGGGAUUCAGUUGUUAUACAGAGAAAGAGGCGAAAGGGUAUGUAAAGCGUAAAGAUCGGCCUCAACAUUUAACAUUUUUGGAACAAAUUGGGAUUUUCAUUUCUUCUAACCCAAAUUCUUGUUAUUGCAACAAAAAUCUUCCUGCUCCUCCUGCUGCUCCUCCUGUUCCGAUUAAUGUUGUUAACCAUUGAAAUUAUGUAUUUGUUUUUAUUAGUUUAUAAUUAAUUAAGGGUUAAUUAAUAUAUUGUCUUAAUGAUCUGUUUAUGCUACUACUGCUAAUAAGUUUAUUAUUAGAUCAUAGAUGUUGAUGCUGAAGGUGUGACAGAUUUGUUUAUCUGUCUUUCUGUAAAAUUGCAAAAGCAAAUGAUUUGGUCUGAUUUGUAACUAUUGAGUUCAUUUGCUGCAUAUGAAAAGAGAAUUUACCAUAA